This is a messenger RNA of Dermochelys coriacea (leatherback sea turtle), 2777 nucleotides long. It is a transcript of the gene ORAI3, whose product is annotated as ORAI calcium release-activated calcium modulator 3. Gene Ontology annotation, cellular component: membrane. The transcript is spliced from 2 exons. Gene Ontology annotation, molecular function: store-operated calcium channel activity. The record is from RefSeq and is a predicted model, not a curated record. Bases 411 to 1157 code for a protein of 248 amino acids. Gene Ontology annotation, biological process: store-operated calcium entry. Lineage: Eukaryota; Metazoa; Chordata; Testudines; Dermochelyidae.
UCCUGGUUCAGCUCCCUACCCUCGCCCCUUCUCUUCCUUUGCCCUCCCCCCCACCCCGACCUUCCCCUUCUCCGCUGAUCCCCUCCCCUGGGUGAUCCCUGCCCAUGGAGGUCUCUCCUGUCCCAUCCCCCCACUGGUUCCCCUUUCCUUGACUAGGGCAUCCUGGUCCCCCCCUUUCCCCUCCCCUGCCUGAGGUCUCCCCCCUGCCCCGCCCCAUUCUUCCCUCAAGUUUCCCCUGCCUCUUCCCCUCGGCAAUCUGUGACCUCCCCCACAGUCUGCUUGUCAUCCCCCCACCCCCGCUCCUCUCUCUUUUCCUGUCUUUCCCACCCCCGCUCCCCCCAUUGCCUGGGUGCUCCCUGGUCUCCCCUCCCCACUGAGCGGGGGAUCUGAGGUCUCACCACCCAGGUCUGAUGAAGCCCGGCGGGGGCGCCGAGGGGGAGCUGGGAGGCGAGGGGGAGCGGGAGCCCUUGAACCCGGAGGCGGCGGACACGCUGGGGGUCUCCCCCACCUACCGGGAGUUCGUGCGCCACAGCUACCUGGAACUGAUGGGGGCCAACCAGCACUCGCUGCAUGCCCUCAACUGGCGCCGGCUCUACCUCAGCCGGGCCAAGCUCAAGGCCUCGAGCCGCACCUCGGCCCUGCUCUCCGGCUUCGCCAUGGUGGCGAUGGUGGAGGUGCAGCUGGAGAAGUACGACUACCCGCGGGGGCUGCUGAUCGCCUUCAGUGCUUGCACCACAGUGCUGGUGGCCGUGCACCUCUUCGCCCUCAUGGUCAGCACCUGCAUCCUGCCCAACAUCGAGGCCGUCAGCAACAUCCACAACCUCAACUCGGUCAACGAGUCGCCCCACGAGCGCAUGCACCGCUACAUCGAGCUGGCCUGGGGCUUCUCCACCGCCCUUGGCAUCUUCCUCUUCCUCACCGAGGUGGUGCUCAUCUGCUGGGUCAAGUUCAUGCCCGUGGGCCGUGGCGGCUGGGAUGCCACCGUGGCCUCCACUGUCAUCAUGGUGCCGGUGGGGGUGGUGUUCGUGGUGUUCGCCCUCCACUUCUACCGCUCGCUGGUGAGCCACAAGACCGACCGGCACCAGCAGGAGCUGGAGGAGCUCAGCAAGAUUAAGUACCAGCUGGACGGAGAGGCAACCGCGGUGCAAACUGUGUGAGGCUGGAUCCGGGGCACCACCCCCACUCCUGACCGCAGGGGGAGCCUGGAGCUGGCUGCCGUCCCGGGGAUGGCCGGAAGACAUUUGCGGCUCCCCCCAAGCAUAGGCUGCGUGAGCCGGACAGGAGAGACGGCUGCUGGCUGGGGGAUGAUCCACAGCUGGGGUCGUUCUCCGUUGUCUUAUCUUCCUUCCUCUGCUGCUUUCGGGCUGGGUUUUCCGUACCGCGCCACCCCAGUUGGGGGGGAAGUGGGGCUGGUUUCUCUGGCCCGACCAGGCACUGCCCAGGAGAUGCCAGCUGGGCAAACCGCUCCCUGUCCCCUCCCCUUCCCAGCCGUGCUUCCCCUGCUGGGGCUGUGGUGAUUGGCUCGUUGUGGAGGGGUGGGGAGGGGCUGUGUGGGGCACGCAGGUACCGAUCGGGGGAAUGUAUAGCCACUGAUAGGGCCAAGCUGGGGUCUGCAGUGGGGCAUACGCACAGAUCUCGGGCUCGCCCACCAGUCGGGUACAGCAGUAGAUGCCAGGGUAUUAUUCUCAACCACAUUGCCUCAGCGCUGCCCCCAAUGGGGGAUUUCUGCAUCUACGGCCUCUCCAGCCUUUGGCGGCUGUGGGAGUGGGGCGCUUGUCCCAGAGACACCUGGGCUGAGGGCCAGCCAACUCAUGUCCUACCAACCCCCCAGCCCUGUCCUGGAGGGGAAAGGCCCCGUGUCCCCCUGAGCCAGCCAGUCCCAGCUGGAUUGGAGCCUGUGUCCUUUUCCCCACUCGUCAUUAAAUAAAAUUAGUGACUAACUAGCUGAUAUAGCGACCUUUGCUCUCUAGCCACAGUGAAGUGCCCCACUGCAGAGAACAAAACGGUAGCUACCAUUAAUGUAGGCCCUCUGAUAAUAUGGUCCAUACCCUGUCCCUAAAGGAGCUAGCAGAGGGCAACACCCAUUGCUAAACCAAAACAAAAGCCAACUCUGUAGGACCUAUAAUAUUUCUUAUGCUUAGUUUCUAUCAACCAGGAACAGGUACUUAAGCAGAGCAAAACAGACUAUAUUUUUGUAGGACCUACGAUAUGUCAUUGUCUGCAGAUGUGAGAGGAGCACAUCUUGCUUUGCCGAAUCAGUGUUUUGGUAGGACCUGUAAUAAUGUUAUGGUGCAGGUCCAGCCAGCUGCUUAACUGAAACAGCCAGUCAGUGUUUUGUUUUUUGGUAGGGCCUAUAAUAUGUUGUCACAGAUUCAGCCAACAUGCGGGCAAGUAGCUUAAUGGAAACAAACUGCCAGUGCUUUGUGUAGGGCCUAUAAUAUUGUGUACUCUGCCCUGUGGGGCGGCAAGCAGAAAUGUGUGUUUUAGCUGGAAGGACAGAACUAUGUGCAAGAGAUACUGAGUAAUUAAUAUAUGCAGAGCAAUUCACAGCCAUACUGCAGUGCCUUAUAAUCACCAGCAGCCUGGUACUGGGAGGGGAGUGGGGUCUGGUGGUCAGAGCAGGGGGGUGCUUGUUCCCUCUGAUGCCGACAGUUCGAUCCCGCGCUGGGGAUUGUGGCUGGCUCCAGCCCCCUGGGCUCUGCUGGUGGAUUUUUUUGGUAUUUUUUUGUGCCUGUCAUUUUUUGUCAGUUUAUAAAUAAACAAUUGUCUUUGGCAAA